AUGCUUUCAAGAAACGCAAAAGGGAUGAUGCUAUAACAACGCAAAUGCAAGAACCAGAAACACCUCCAAAUAUCACCUACCACACACCACGUGUCAUCGAAGAGAUGUCAGAAGUAUCAAAUAGCACAGGAAUACCCGACGAGCCAGGAGAACAGACAAUAGAGAGCAGUAUUUUGUCCGGUGUGUCAAGUAGUUCAGGGAUAUCCGAAUCCCUGGUAGAGGCUGCACAAAGUAUCACCAUUCCAGGUACACCCCAAAGAUUCAGUGCGAAUGGAUCUCAAGAGAUGUGUCUCGACCAAGAAUUAAGCGACAUCUCUAAAGUGCUACAGCAUUAAAUAAUGGCCAUUACCAGUAUCACGACUGUACACGAUGGUUCUGAUAAAGACAACACACUCCACGGAGACAAUUUGGCUGUUCGUCAUGGUACGCCCUCGUUGGCGGCGGUACAUUUCAAUAUGGGAGAGUCUUCAAUUCCACUUGAUCCUCCUACCUUUGAGAGACCAGAAUCCUCAGACAUCAUCGAAGGAUCUUCAAAAGGUCACCUGAGUAUCGAAAACCAUGAAGAUACACAACAUUCCAUCCUUGAAGCACAACUAGGAGCUUAUGUGGACCCAUCUGAACUAUUACUCAAAAUGGUUGUUGAACGAAACGAGCAGGUACAUACUUCAGCAGAGAUAGAGCCAGGACAACAUAACGCCGCAUUCAGGGCACUACGACGCUCGAAAGCGUGCGCGAGCCUUUCAGGGGAUGCUCCCAAAUCUCCACAAGCUAUUUCCGCCCUCGACCGUGCCCGUCAGUUGACCCUGACUGGUGAGCCAAGUGAGGUGGCUCGCUUGUACUUAAAAGCAAUUUAUGAAACUGUCGCGCAAGGACACUCGAGCAAUGAUGAAUGGAACGAGUGUUUGACCAACCUUUCAGCGCUUCUUCGGCAUCCAACACUGAACAAGCGUGAAACGAGAAUUAUGAUGAACAGCGAAUUCAAGUUGAUGGAAACUCAGUCAUUGCAACCAGCCUCGGCUUUUCUUAUCAAGCAGUCUUUUCCAGACCGCUUGAGAUGUGUUUGGAAAACAUUCGAGGAUCAUUCACCUUCAGGCCGGUGCCGGUGGUCCGAGCCAGCAAAUGACGUUGCGGAAUGGAUCAUCCAAGCUUUCUCAAAAGCACGAAGAUGGAGAGCUCGACUUGAACUUGCCAAAGUUCUCUCAGCCGAAGCAAGUGACAAAGAUGGUCAAGGAGAGCAUCAGCUUCUAUUGUCUUUAUGUGAAUCUCUGAUUCAAUGGAAAGGGCUGUGCGAUGAACAGGACCAUGCCUGCCGCGAGCACAUUGCAAAAAUCUUCAGCGAACAAGCAAUAGUGAAAUACCUCACGAAGGUGCUCCCCCGUCUCGAUAUUCUGCACAAGGGUCCCGCUGCCGCCCUCCAUCCAUGGCGACCAACCUACCUGAUAGCGAGUCUAGCGUGCCAUUGCUUUUCAAAAGGAGGGCUGGGGCAACGACCUUCAAAACAAAUUCAGGAGAUACCCAGAUAGAUUGUUCUCAGGUCUUGUCGUAGGUGAUGAGUCUUGGGUCAUUCUCUAUCUUGAUAUCUUUGAUGUCUUCAAUCGAGGUGGUUACACGAACGUAGCUGUUGCCAGCAUGUCGGAAGCUAUCCGAGUCAAUAAAAUGGUGUACAGUCCGGUGCCUGCACAAAUGUUUCGGACGUAUUGGGUAGAUCUCAAGCACCAUGAGAUUCUCAGGCCAUCGGCGACGCAGCAGGCUUGCGCAAUAGACAGGGAAUUGGGUGAAGAUGCAGCUGCAGACACCGGGAGUUCAGACUCAAGUGAAGACUUAGUCGACAGUCUUUCG
Mollisia scopiformis is the source of this 1839-nucleotide messenger RNA. RefSeq lists its product as uncharacterized. The record is from RefSeq and is a predicted model, not a curated record. Lineage: Eukaryota; Fungi; Ascomycota; Leotiomycetes; Helotiales; Mollisiaceae. Bases 339 to 1523 code for a protein of 394 amino acids. The transcript is spliced from 2 exons.